AUGAGGCCAAUUUCAUCUGCUCUUAAAUUAAAAACUAAUGAUAGUUAAGAAAAACGACUCAGAAGUGCAGUCUAAUUCAAAUUAGUAGACUCUUAAAAGUAUGAAUAAGUGAAUAAUUUUGGAUAGAUUAAAGAAUGUGCUUAUAAAACAAUCACAAACUUCAUAAUAGUCGUUAUCACAACAAUCAAGAUUAUAAAGUGGAACAACUUACAACACAACUCAACGAACUGGAUAUUCUACACAUAGAAUGAAUGAAGCAGAAUAUGAUUCAGGUUCUAACUCUGCAUUUAGAGGUCAAAUUAAAAUGAGAUCAACUUUUCAUUCAAGCAGAAAUAAUCUUAUAAGAAGAGUAGACUCUUAAUUCAGUUUAGACAAUAAAUAAGAAUCAUCCCCUUAAGAAACUAAUAGAACUGCUAUUCCAGUACCGAAAAAUAGACUAUUUCAAUAAGCAAGUAGAUCUCAAUAGAAAUAAUUAAUUGUUACAUAAGAAAAUAUUGAUUCUAAUGAAGUGAAAAGAAGAAUGAAAUUUGAUCCUUAAGUUAAAUAACAAGUUAUCUAUUUUAAAAUAUUGAAUAUAUCUAAUAUUGGAUUAAAGAAUUAUUUACUUUACCUUUAUAAGUAAUAAAAACAUUUGAUUGAUUUAGUCAAAUCCAAAGCUGAAAAUUAAGUAAUAAUUGCAUUUCAAUUAGUUAAUUGAUUUUUCAUAAUAAAUUUUAACAUUUUCUAUAGGAACCUUAUCUCCAAUAGCAUUAAUUGAAACUCUUAGUUUUGCUGCUUCUAUGCUUGAAUUAACAUCAUAACUUGAUUGGGCCAUCUUUUAUCAUAAUUAAACUAGAAUUAUGGCUAAUUAUGCAAAAUAAACAAUGGAUAAAUAUAAAAUGAAAUCUUUGAUUGGACUUGGAAAUUGUUCAAUUAAAAUGUAAUAAUAUGAGAUUGGAAUUAAAUUCUUUAAAAAAUGUUUACAAUAUUCAUGGUUAAAUAAUGAUUUAGAUUAUGAAAAUGAAGUAUACUCAAAAUUAGGUGUUUGUUAUUAUUAUCUAGGAGACAUUGAAAAAGUAUAUCAUUUAUUUAUUAAAGACUAAAUAUUAUCAUGAAAGAGCUAUUACAUAUGACUAUGAAGUAGAGAGUUCUCCAUUACGUUAAAUGAGUUCAGAUACACUUAAAGUCUUCUUAAAUAAAAAUUUCAAUAGAAAUUAUGCUGAAACCAUAAAUACUCCUCUCUUAAAUAGAUUAAAUUUACCUCUUCCUUAAGAUAUAUUGUCAAUAUCAUAAUAAGAAAUACAGAAUGAAUCUCUUACAAUGAUCAAUCCUAGAAUCUUUAAUGAAUCAAAGGUUUCAUCAACAAGAAGAAGUUCCAUUUUUGAAACAAAUCCUCAUAUUAAAUUGUUCUCUACAAUGUAAAUUGAUGGUCUAAGAAUUUAAUAAGAGAUUUUAUCAACUUAAGAAUUUGAAGUAGAAGUUUAUACUCCAAAACAUUCAUGUAUAAAUUAAUUAUAAAUAAAUUAAUAGUUAAAUCAGAAAGUAAAUGUUUUGAUUUUAUAAGAAAUAAAAAAAUACAUCCUUAAGAUAUUUUUCAUGAUAUAAAAUAUAAAACAAAUCCUUUCAUUUUAUCAGAUCUUGGUGUAAUAAAAAGUUAAAAUGAUGAAAAUCCUAUUGAGAAUCCUCAAAUAUAUAAAUUACCUUUAGAUCAAUAAAUUGAUAUUAGAUUGAAAAAGAAGAUAUAUGUAGAUAUCUAAGCAAAAUUAAAGAAAUUAAUGGAUUACAAAUAUCAUACUAAAACAUAAAUGAAGAAUAAAAUUUUGGUAGUAAUUUAAUUUAAAUGAAGAUUACACACAAAAAUGUUGAGAAUGAAAAAAGACAUUAUGCUGCAGAUUAAAUUAAAAUUCUUGAAAAUGUAUCAAAAAAUUUUGAAAAUCUUAUUGAAAAUUUGAUAAAUUUACAAUGA
This is a messenger RNA of Paramecium pentaurelia, 1945 nucleotides long. NCBI's taxonomy places the organism in Eukaryota, Ciliophora, Oligohymenophorea, Peniculida, Parameciidae. The record is from the annotation of a GenBank genome assembly.